UGUGAAACACUGUGUUCAAGAUGGUGCCUUAUAACUUCACAUAAACUGUAUUCAUCUUUGUAUGAUCCAAAUGAAAAGACUUUUGAAAAACUCCUUAUUGCCAACAGAGGAGAGAUUGCAUGCAGAGUCAUCAAAACAUGUAAGAAGAUGGGAAUUAAAACAGUUGCCAUACACAGUGAUGUUGAUGCCAAUGCUGUUCAUGUGAAAAUGGCGGACGAAGCUGCCUGUGUUGGCCCAGCUCCCACCAGCAAAAGCUACCUCAACAUGGAUGCCAUCAUGGAAGUCAUUAAGAAAACCAGGGCCCAAGCUGUACACCCAGGAUAUGGAUUUCUUUCAGAAAAUAAAGAAUUUGCCAGACGUUUGGCAUCAGAAGGUGUCACCUUCAUUGGACCUGACACACAUGCUAUUCAAGCUAUGGGAGACAAGAUUGAAAGCAAAUUGUUAGCCAAGAAUGCAAAGGUCAACACGAUCCCUGGCUUUGAUGGAGUAGUCAAGGAUGCAGAUGAAGCUGUCAGAAUUGCAAGGGAAAUUGGCUACCCUGUCAUGAUCAAGGCCUCAGCAGGUGGUGGUGGGAAAGGCAUGAGAAUCGCUUGGGAUGAUGAAGAGACCAGGGAAGGAUUUAGGUUUUCAGCUCAAGAAGCUGCUUCAAGUUUUGGCGAUGAUCGCUUAUUGAUAGAAAAGUUCAUCGAUAACCCUCGUCACAUCGAAAUCCAGGUUUUGGCAGAUAAACAUGGUAAUGCAUUGUGGUUGAAUGAAAGAGAGUGCUCCAUUCAAAGGAGAAACCAAAAAGUUGUGGAGGAGGCACCAAGCACUUUUCUAGACCCUGAAACUCGAAGAGCAAUGGGGGAACAAGCAGUAGCUCUUGCCAAAGCAGUAAAAUAUUCCUCUGCUGGAACAGUAGAAUUCCUUGUGGACUCCAGUAAGAAUUUCUACUUCUUGGAAAUGAAUACUAGACUUCAGGUUGAACAUCCCGUCACAGAAUGCAUUACUGGGCUGGACUUAGUCCAAGAAAUGAUCCGUGUUGCUAAGGGUUACCCUCUCAGGCACAAGCAGGCUGAUAUUCCCAUCAACGGCUGGGCGGUUGAAUGUCGAGUUUAUGCUGAGGACCCCUACAAAUCUUUUGGCCUGCCAUCCAUUGGUAAACUGUCUCAGUAUCAGGAACCAUUGCACGUGCCAAGUGUACGUGUUGACAGUGGCAUACAACAAGGAAGUGAUAUUAGCAUUUAUUAUGAUCCUAUGAUCUCAAAACUGAUUACUUAUGGCUCUAAUAGAGCUGAAGCACUAAAAAGAAUGGAAGAGGCUUUGGACAAUUACGUAAUUCGAGGUGUGGCUCACAAUAUUUCUUUACUGCGAGAAGUGAUAGCCCAUCCACGCUUUGUUCAAGGAGACAUCAGCACUAAAUUCCUUCCUGAAGUCUAUCCUGAUGGCUUUAAAGGACACAAGCUGACAGAUCUUGAAAGAAGAGAACUACUGGCAACAUCAGCAUCUUUGUAUGUGGCUGAACAACUGAGAUCACAGCGUUUUCUAGGGACUCCAAGGGUGUUUCUAGCUGUUGUUGUCCUCUGUCCCAUCAUUGUCGACACCUUGAGACCUUCUGUUAGAACAGUGGAAUUUGUGAAACUUGCUUGGAUAUUUGGUGUUUGCAACUGUUGCAUACAGUGA
Messenger RNA from Merops nubicus (carmine bee-eater), 1662 nucleotides. RefSeq names its product propionyl CoA carboxylase, alpha polypeptide (gene PCCA). Gene Ontology annotation, molecular function: metal ion binding; ATP binding; propionyl-CoA carboxylase activity. The record is from RefSeq and is a predicted model, not a curated record. The annotation marks the transcript as partial. Lineage: Eukaryota; Metazoa; Chordata; Aves; Coraciiformes; Meropidae. The transcript has 18 exons. Gene Ontology annotation, cellular component: mitochondrion.